This is a messenger RNA of Seriola aureovittata, 2325 nucleotides long. Its product is annotated as sodium- and chloride-dependent GABA transporter 2-like. The transcript has 15 exons. NCBI's taxonomy places the organism in Eukaryota, Metazoa, Chordata, Actinopteri, Carangiformes, Carangidae. Bases 30 to 1784 code for a protein of 584 amino acids. The record is from RefSeq and is a predicted model, not a curated record. Gene Ontology annotation, cellular component: membrane. Gene Ontology annotation, biological process: sodium ion transmembrane transport.
AAGAUUGGGUCCAGACUGAGCUUUUGGGGAUGUUGAAUAGAAAACAAGAGACACAAAACAAGCAAGAAGAGAUGGAGGAGAGAGGACACUGGGGCAGUAAGGUGGAGUUUCUCCUGGCUGUGGCGGGAAAUGUUGUCGGACUGGGCAACGUGUGGAGGUUUCCUUACCUCUGCUACAAAAACGGAGGGGGUGCAUUCCUGGUGCCGUAUCUGGUAUUUGUGGUGACCUGUGGCAUACCUCUAUUCCUGCUGGAGACCACCAUAGGCCAGUACACCCAGGAGGGCGGUAUCACCUGCUGGAGGAAGCUGUGCCCGCUGGCAGAGGGUAUUGGCUAUGGUGGGCAGCUGAUCCUCUUCUACAGCUGUAUGACCUACAUUAUUAUCCUGUCCUGGGCUUUGCUCUACCUGGUGUUCUCCUUCAGCUCCCAGCUGCCCUGGUCCAGCUGCGACAACUACUGGAACACAGAUGACUGUGUAGACUUUUCAACAAGAAAUAACACCGUCCAAUGGACCAACCAGACUAAUUCAACCUCUGCUGCGACUGAAUUCUGGGAACGACGAGUGCUCGCUAUUUCAGCGGGGAUUGAGGAGAUAGGCAGCAUCAGGUGGGAGGUGCUGUUGUGUCUUAUUGUCAUGUGGAUCAUCUGCUACUUUUGCAUCUGGAAAGGGGUCAAAUCUACAGGAAAGGUGGUUUAUUUCACUGCUACCUUUCCCUAUUUGAUGUUGUUAAUUCUUUUGAUCCGUGGCCUCUCUCUUCCUGGUGCUCUGCAAGGAGUGCUGUUUUAUCUCCUGCCUGAACCUUCACGACUCACAGAUCCACAGGUGUGGAUGGAGGCUGGGGCUCAGAUCUUCUUCUCAUACAGUGUGGGUGUGGGCUCCUUAACUGUGCUAGGCAGCUACAACACUUAUAACAACAACUGCUAUAAAGACUGUCUGUGGCUGUGUUUGCUGAACAGUGGCACCAGUGUGGUAGCUGGAUUUGCAGUCUUCUCGGUGCUGGGGUUCAUGGCUCAUGAGCAGGGCGUUCCCAUUGCAGAAGUGGCUGAGUCAGGUCCAGGCCUGGCAUUCAUUGCAUACCCUCAGGCUGUAGCCAUGAUGCCUGUGCCUCAACUGUGGUCCAUCUGUUUCUUUGUCAUGCUCAUUCUCCUGGGUCUGGACACACAAUUUGUCGCUAUGGAGGUGGUGAUGACGUCUAUCAUAGAUAUGUUUCCUACUGUAAUGCGCAGAGCAGGCCAACGGGAGCGCUUCCUCCUCCUCUUCUGCCUCACAUGCUUCUGUUCUCAGGUUGUCAUGAUCACUGAGGGAGGGAUGUAUGUGUUCCAGAUGUUUGACUACUACGCUUGUAACGGAGCCUGCAUCCUCUUUCUCUGUGUGUUUGAAACCCUGGCACUAGGAUGGGUAUUUGGGAUCGAGCGGUUGUAUGACAUCAUAAAGGACAUGACAGGUGUGCGUGCCAACCCAUUCUUCAAAAUCUGCUGGCUCUACCUCACACCACUGGUCUCCCUGGGCUCUUUUAUAUGUUCUUUAGUGGAGUACCAGCCUCUAACGUUCAAUCGCUGGUAUGUGUACCCAGCCUGGGCAUAUGUGUUGGGCUGGGUAAUGGCCCUGUCCUCCAUCCUGCUUGUGCCAGGUUGGGCAUUAUAUAAGCUGGGAACUGGAACUGGAACCCUCAGUCAGCGUUUCCAUCGUCUUUGUCGACCUGACCUGGACUACUCACUGACCCAAAAGAAAGAGGCUGAGCUGCAGCGCGUCGGAGGGGAAGCCCUUCAACAGUUCACUGAUUGAUAUGAAAGGCAAGUCUAGAAUCCAGAGGUCAAAGAUGAGCAAGACUUCCUCCUUUCAGUGUCCAACACUGGAUGAAAAAGAACCAACUAUAUGUUUCACAUAAAAGCCCCCAUUUCGUAAAUUGAUAUUUUUCCAGAAAAGAUGUGAUAGAAUCUCUAGAUGAAAGGUUUGAAAUAAAGAUAAAGAAAAAACUGAAAAGAAUAGUUAACUUAAUCAAUAAACAUAACAAAAUUCACAGCCUCUGAAGCGAAAGUCUAAUGUGAUCCAUUUCUUACAUGUGGUCUUUGUUGCUCCUUAUACUUUCUCAACCGACUUCCUUAAGUGUUUCUGAUUAAAAUACAUUUCUUGGUAAACAGCAAUGUUACGUAACUUGCUAACACACAUUAUAUGUACUGUGUUUUGGAUGGAGAAAUUUAACAACAACUAGACGGAAACAUGAAUGCUUUUAGUCCAAUUUGGGUUACUGGUUAGUGGUGCACUUCAGCCUCUUGCGGCCGAAAUCAGUAUUACAAAAGCAAACAAUUACAAAAUUCUUUUUUUU